This is a messenger RNA of Sphenostylis stenocarpa, 1638 nucleotides long. The record is from the annotation of a GenBank genome assembly. Lineage: Eukaryota; Viridiplantae; Streptophyta; Magnoliopsida; Fabales; Fabaceae.
AUGGGUUCCUCUUCUAGUAGACUUGCCUCUCGCCCCUCUUCUUCUUCUUCUUCUUCUUCUUCUUCUACUCACAGGGUCAACCGCUUCAGAUUAUCGUCUCUUCUAUGUGGCACCUCCACCUCUCGCUCCAUUCAUCAGAUGGAAGAACAUUCAUCUGAACUUCGGGUUGGUUUAGCAAGAGAUUUUGAUGGUGAAAUUCAGAAAGUCAAUGAGGAAUCAUCUUUAUCAUGUAUAGAAUCUAGAAUAAGCUGCAGUCCCCCUGCUGAAACUUCAAACUCAUCUGAUAUGAGAACCCAGUUCCAUGGCAAUACUAGUGCUGGAUGUUCUUAUAGAAACUUUGCAACAAAUAGUCAGUGGAACUUCUUGUCUGAACAUGAGGAGCAAGCCCCUCCUUAUCGGGUAAGUGCUGGUCAUAGUGAUCAUGAAUCAUAUAGUGAUAGUAGCAACACAGCUAGUACUUCAUUUGUAGCACAGCAGUCUUCAGAUCCAGUCUCUGUAAAUGUUUCUGCUAACAAGGAUGUAAUCAAUGAUGUUAAUAAUCCAGUGGUUAGUGGUGUCUCUCAAGUCUCUCAUGAGACAGUGCAUCCAAGAAGUUCAACCCCUCAGGAGCAUGUGAAUUUCAGUUCUGGGGAAAUUUCUCUUGAGAAUCACACUAGUGCAUUCAUAUCUAUCCAGAAUUCUUCCAACCCUAUUACUCAAGGUUCCAACUCAGCAGCAACUUCUCAAGGGCCAGAAGAAGAACCUUGUCGUGAGACAAUACCUUCAGGUUUAGGUAUUCUUGUGUCCAAUCGGGAAAGAGGACCGGGAAAUGAUAGUGUGCUUCAAGUUGACGUGGUCACAAUAUCUUCCAACAUUUUGUCUGGAACCAAUGAUGAUGCCAAUGAUCAUGAUGCCAGAAGGAAUGGUAGAAGAUUAUUUUGGGAUGCUUUUUCAAGACGUAGUUCUAGAAGGCUUGGUGAUUCUCCAACAAUUGUCUUCUCUACCGGAGGUGCUGAUGAUCUUGGAUCUCAAGAUCGAUGGCUAGUUGAUUUUGGUGGUGAUUUGUCAAAUGAUGGGAUUGGAGGUGCUUCUGCAUACAUGGGCAGUAGAAUUCACAGAUUGAACGAACGAAGAAUGCGGCACUCUAGAUCUGAGAUCUGGGAUAGGCUUCGAGGUGGCUUUGAUGAGAUUGGUCGAUGGAAUUCAUGUCCACUAGGACUCCAUGCAGAUGGCAUGUGCUCAUGCGAGUCUUCCCCUAUGGCUGAGGAAUCUAGCACUCGAGCAAGUAUUUCAAGAAUAGUCAUGCUGGCUGAAGCUUUGUUUGAGGUUUUAGAUGAAAUCCAUAGGCAACCUGGAUCACUGUCUCUAUCCAUGGUCUCACUCCCUGCCCCUGAAUCAAUUGUUGAUUCCUUCCCCCUGAAAUCUCACAAAAAGGUUGAUGUGGCUGAUGGAGGCAAUGAUGCUGAACAAUGUUACAUAUGUCUGGCGGAGUACGAAGAGGGGGACCAAAUACGAGUUCUUCCUUGCUUCCAUGAGUAUCACAUGUCAUGUGUGGACAAGUGGCUCAAAGAAAUACACGGUGUAUGUCCUCUGUGUCGUGGCAAUGUCUGUGGAGGGUUCACAGAGUCUUCUUCCAACUCAGAAGUGCAGUCUCAUUGA